AUGUGGCGUGCCGUGCUGUGCCGGUACCACCGCUCAUACACGCCACGGCACCAGUGCAACACGCCACAUGGCGUCCUGCCGCGAGCAGUCACCAUCAAACAGAAGUGGGCCAGUGGCCAUGCAGGCUCCCACUGGACAGGGCUGCUGUUGCUGGUGCCGCCGCUGCGAGGCAAGAUUAAUGAGUUGAGUAAUGUCCCUGUCCCUGUUAUGUUAAUGCCAGAUGACUUUAAAGCCUACAGAAAGAUUAAAGUGGACAAUCAUCUUUUCAAUAAAGAGAACCUCCCAAGCCACUUCAAAUUUAAGGACUACUGUCCACUGGUAUUCCGAAAUCUCCGGGAAAGGUUUGGGAUUGAUGAUCAAGACUAUCAGAAUUCUGUGACACGGAGUGCUCCAGUAUACAGUGAUAGCCAUGGUCGGUGUGGGGUUCGCUUCCUUACCUCCUAUGACCGGCGGUUUGUCAUCAAGGCAGUGUCAAGUGAAGAUGUUGCAGAGAUACACAACAUUCUAAAAAAAUAUCACCAG
Molecule: messenger RNA, 522 nt
Organism: Protobothrops mucrosquamatus (brown spotted pit viper)
Lineage: Eukaryota; Metazoa; Chordata; Lepidosauria; Squamata; Viperidae
Product: phosphatidylinositol 5-phosphate 4-kinase type-2 beta-like
Exons: 4
Biological process (GO): phosphatidylinositol metabolic process
Molecular function (GO): phosphatidylinositol kinase activity
Source: RefSeq, a predicted model, not a curated record